CCAGUCGAAAGAGGGCAUUUUAUUUACACACGUGCAGAAGUCUGCUUCACCCGUCAAUAUUUUUUAUUAAAUUUGACAAAGACCUGUCGGUAAGGAGCUGAUUUUCGAGAUGGUUCGUAAGAAGAUUGACAACCGCAUCAGAGUGCAGAUAGAGAAUGGCGUUACCCAGGGUCAUAGGUCACUCUUUGUUCUUGUGGGAGACAAAGGCAAAGAUCAGGUGGUGAUUUUACAUCACAUGCUGUCCAAGGCGGUAGUGAAGGCCAGGCCUUCUGUGCUGUGGUGUUAUAAGAAAGAGCUCGGAUUCAGCAGUCAUCGGAAGAAGCGCAUGAAGCAGCUCCAGAAGAAGAUCAAAGGAGGAAUGGUGGACGUUAGCGAUGAUGAUCCUUUCGAGCUCUUCAUCGCUGCUACCAACAUCCGCUACUGCUACUACUCUGAGACGCACAAGAUCCUCGGUAACACCUACGGCAUGUGUGUCCUCCAGGACUUUGAGGCCAUGACCCCUAACCUCUUGGCCCGUACCAUUGAGACUGUGGAGGGGGGUGGCAUCGUGGUGAUCCUUUUGCGCAGCGUGUCGUCCCUCCAGCAGCUCUACACCAUGUCCAUGGACGUUCACUCUCGCUAUCGGACGGAAUCUCACCAGGACGUCGUUGCACGUUUCAACGAACGAUUCCUGCUAUCGCUGGCGUCAUGUGAUAGCUGUAUGGUGGUCGAUGAUCAGCUUCAGAUUCUACCUCUGUCUCAACACACUCUCAACAUUGAGGCCAUACCCCCAAGACUAAGGUAAGUAGAGGAUUCUCAAAGCCCUGCGGAGAUUGAACUGAAGGAGUUAAAAGCAUCCCUGCAGGACACACAGCCUGUCGGAGCUCUUAUCAACUGUACAAAAACCCUUGACCAGGCCAAAGCUCUGCUGAAGUUUGUGGAGUCCAUUUCAGAGAAGACACUUCGCAGCACGGUUUCCAUGACAGCAGCAAGAGGGCGUGGCAAGUCCGCUGCAUUGGGAUUGGCUAUCGCAACUGCCGUAGCAUUUGGAUAUUCCAAUAUCUUUGUGACGGCGCCAAGCCCGGAGAAUAUCCGCACCCUGUUUGAGUUCAUCUUCAAAGGCUUUGAUGGGCUUGACUACCAGGAACAUCUUGAUUAUGAGUUAGUCCAGUCGACCAACCCAGAGUUCAACAAGGCCGUCAUCAGGGUCAACAUCUUCAGAGAACACAGACAGACCAUACAGUACAUCCAUCCUGGCGACGCCCAUAAGUUGAGCCAAGCAGAGUUGGUGGUGAUUGACGAGGCAGCUGCAAUCCCGCUUCCUCUUGUCAAGGAGCUCCUCGGGCCAUAUCUGGUGUUCAUGUCCUCGACCAUCAAUGGGUAUGAGGGUACUGGCAGAUCCCUCUCCCUCAAGCUUCUUCAGCAGCUUAGAAAGCAGAAUGCAACAUUUGGGGUCAGCAGCUCUGCUGCAAACAAGGCAUCCACUUCCCUUUCAACAGGGUCAUCUGCCUCAGGUCGUGUACUACAUGAGGUGACGCUGGAGGAGUCCAUACGUUACAGUGAAGGUGACAGUGUAGAGAAGUGGCUCAAUGAACUCCUGUGUCUCAAUGUCGCUGAGGUCCAGCGGAUAUCGUCAGGUUGCCCUCUUCCUGCAGAUUGUGACUUAUACUACAUCAACAGAGAUACACUGUUCAGCUACCACAAGGCAUCUGAGGUGUUCCUUCAACGAUUGAUGUCCAUUUAUGUUGCUGCGCAUUAUAAGAACACUCCAAAUGAUCUUCAGCUGCUCUCUGAUGCUCCAGCCCAUCAUAUCUUUUGUCUGUUAGGACCAGUGAAAGCAUCACAGAGCGGUCUACCAGAAAUACUGUGUGUCUUACAGGUUUGUCUGGAGGGAGAGAUUUCCAAAGAAACGAUAAUGAGCAGUCUGAGUAGAGGCAAGAGAGCGUCUGGUGACCUCAUUCCAUGGACAAUCUCACAACAGUUUCAAGACAACGACUUCCCAAGCCUGUCGGGCGGGAGGGUGGUCAGAAUAGCUACACAUCCAGAUUACCAAGGGAUGGGGUAUGGUAGCCGAGCUAUGAGCCUUCUUCAAAAGUACUACCAAGGAGAGUUUCCCAGUAUGGCAGAAACACCUGAAACAAAGACUAUCACUACAGUGGAGAAAGAGGCCGUGGGUUUGCUGGAAGAGGUGAUCGUCCCGAGGAAGAACCUACCCCCUCUACUGUCCAAGCUGAGCGAGAGACCAGCUGAGAAACUGGACUACAUUGGCGUGUCGUUUGGACUGACCGCUGACUUGCUCAAGUUCUGGAGGAAAGCAGGGUAUCUUCCAGUCUACCUGAGGCAGACUGCGAAUGAUCUAACAGGAGAACACUCGUGUAUCAUGCUGAAGACUGUACAAGAAUCAGACACAGAGGGCGCCAAUCAGGAAACAUGGCUCACAGCUUUCUGGACAGACUUCAGGAAGCGGUUCAUGUCUCUGUGUGCGUAUCAGUUCAGAGCUUUCAAGCCUUCCCUAGCCCUCAGUGUGCUCUUCUGCAAGGCGUACAACAAGAUGAAACCACAACCAAUGACUGCAACGGAACUAGAGUUGCUCUUCUCCAAGUAUGACAUCCAGAGGCUUGAGCUCUACUCUCGGAACAUGGCCGACUACCACCUCAUCACCGAUCUGCUGCCCUCUGUGACGAGACUCGUCUUCCUCAAGAAGAUCAACUUCCAACUCUCCGCUGUUCAGUUUAGCAUCCUUCUAGGCCUUGGUCUACAGCACAAGACCGUGGACGUCCUUGAGAAGGAGACAGAGGUCCCUGUCUCUCAGCUCCUGGCCCUGUUUAACCGCACCGUCAGGAAGGUCGUGACGGAGCUCAACAGCGUCCUGGAACGGGAGGUGGAGAAAGACAUGAUGGAGGAGAAGGUGGUCAACAUGGAACCGACCAGACAGACAAUGGCUCAAGAAUUGGAUGAAGCUGCAGCAGUGAUUGAGGCCAAACAGAAGAAAGAACUAGCAGCUUUGAAAGGACUGGAUCUCAGCAGAUAUGCGAUUCGAGGCCAAGAGUCCGAGUGGGAUGAUGCCCUCAAGUCCGGGAAGAAGAAGAACCUUAUCAGCAUCAAAAUUGCCAAUCAGGAGAAGAGGGCAGCAGAGAAGAGCAAAUCAACGGAGAAGAGGAAAGGAGACAGAGAGAGCCUCGGAGGAGGAGAUGACGAUCAAGAGAUGUCCAAGAAGAAGAAGAAAAAGAAGAAAUUUACGCCCGGCAAAGGAUCCAAGAACUGAGAGAAUAACUUUGGACAAGAGUGCCAGUUUCAGACUUGGACUUUCUCUAUUUCAGACUUUUUGAGGCCUAUUUCAGGCUUCAUAUUGGCAGAAUAUUCAGAGCUCCGAUGUACAUAUAAACUGUAAUAUGGAUUUUAACCCCAGACCAAUAUGUUGUUUGGAGAGUACAGUAGUAUACAUGUACACUACAUGUGUGGCAAAGGUCGACUGGACUAUAUGUCAUGUUUUUAUGUUAAAGUAAAAGAGAAUACCUUCAGACAGAAAUGCCGUUUUUCAGGCUCUGACUUUCUCCAUUUCAGACAUUUUGAGGCCUUUUAUCAGACUUCAUAUUUGACUGAAUGUAUAGAGCUCCCAGAUACCUGUAAACUCUUUGUUGGUUAUGGAUGUCAAUCCUAGACUGUGAAUUUGGUUGGAGAAUAUACACUGCACAUUUUGCAAAGUCGAUUGUGGCCGUAUGUCACGUUUAUGCCAGCGUUUAUGUUAUAGGAACGGGCAAAGACAUCAACGUUUUUGAAACAUUGGAUCAUGAUAAUAAAAGGAUUCAAUGGAUCAGUAGCUGUAGAACCCUCAAAGCUCGUUUCAUACAACCCGCUCCUAGAUCCUAAUCAAGUGAUUGGUCCAAGGCAGUCACAUGUGAUUUGUUUACCGCAACUAUCCCUCUCCUCCCUCUUCCCCUUUUUGUUCUUCUUUUUCAUUU
This is a messenger RNA of Strongylocentrotus purpuratus (purple sea urchin), 3941 nucleotides long. It is a transcript of the gene nat10, whose product is annotated as RNA cytidine acetyltransferase. Lineage: Eukaryota; Metazoa; Echinodermata; Echinoidea; Camarodonta; Strongylocentrotidae. The transcript is spliced from 27 exons. The record is from RefSeq and is a predicted model, not a curated record. Gene Ontology annotation, molecular function: 18S rRNA cytidine N-acetyltransferase activity; ATP binding; tRNA binding. Gene Ontology annotation, cellular component: nucleolus; 90S preribosome. Gene Ontology annotation, biological process: rRNA acetylation involved in maturation of SSU-rRNA.